AUGGAGGCUGCCCAGCACAAGGUGCGCACGCCCCAAGAGGCUGCAACAGUCGCCAGAAUCGCAUACCUCGCCUCCGACGUCGUCGUCUCUGUCCAGCCCUCACUCGUCGCCGAUUCCGAAUUCUCUUCCCAUCUCAAGCGAUAUGCGGCUCGCAAGGACCGCGGCCUCGUCGCUACCGGCGCUGGCGCUGUCCCGGAUAUCAUCUCUGUCCGCCACAAUGCUGACCCGCUGCUCUCCGUCUUCACCCCGAUCCGCGCCGGCAAGCUCGUCUCCGUCACCACGCCCUCCUCCGUCCUCCUUCCCGCCAUCUCACACCUCUACAAGCUGGCAAACUAUCCCGUAGUCCUCCACGUCGCCCUCCAGCCCCGCAACUUUGCCGACUACUCCGUCAUCACCGCCAUUCGCAAUGUCGGCUGGACCUUUGUCCAGUCCGAGACCCUCCAGGAUGCUCAGGACAUGGCCGCUACCGCCCACGCCCUCGCCAUCCGCACCGGCAAGGGUGUCAUUCACUUCUUCGCCCCCGACACCUCGUCCAAGGACGAACCCAUUGCUGUCGAGGACCCCACCGUCGUGGGAAACCUCCUCGAUCUAGACAGCGUGCGCCGCUUUCAGUCCGGCUCCAUCGCUGCCACUGGCUUAUACGCCGACGACGGCCACGUUGCUGUCUCGUCAGACCACCCAGAAGUCGCUCCUAACGGCACCACCAGCGACAGCGUCGCGAACCUACGCCCUCCCCCGAGCGCUGACGCCUCCAAGUUGACGUCUGCUGGCACCUCUGUCAAGUCUAGCCAAGACAGUGAGAAUGGUACCCCCGGCGCGCCCUCCUCUGUCGCCACUACCGUCGAGUCGGCCCCGCCCCCCGUCACCUCCGAGGACAUCUACACAUGCGCCACUCGCAUCUGGGCGAGCCUCAACUCUGCCGUUGGCCGCCAAUACAGCGCUUUCGAGUACACCGGCCCGGAAAAUGCCCAAAACUGCCUCUUCAUCUUUGGCUCCGAUGCCGGCACCUUUGCUCAAGUCAUUGACAGCGCCAAGCCCAACGAGAUCUUUGCCAACACCGGCAUCGUCACUCCUCGUCUCUACCGCCCUUGGCUCGGCUCCAAGCUGGUUGAUGCUCUUCCCAGGACCAUCAAGCGCAUCGCCGUGCUCGAGCAGAUUCACCGCAAGACCACCAAAUGGGGUCCCCUGCUGAUCGAUGUCGUCUCCUCCGUCAGGAGCGGUCCCGGAGGCGUUCAAACCAUUGUUGGCCACCAGCUUGGCUAUAUUGCCGCCGCAGCUGUUGACCAGGCCCUCCGCGGCAUUCUCCAGAACCUCACCUCGGAGGCGCCCCUCCAGAACCUCGAGGUUGGCGUACGUGACGCCCCUGCUGAGCGCAGCGACUAUGACCUGUCCAUGCCUGCCCUCGAAACCGCCUACUCCAAAAUCCUCGACCAGCUGUUUGGCAAGCGCACAUACAUCGCCAACGCCCUCCGAUCACAAAACACCGGCAUCUCUUCCACGGUCGCUGCGACCCCCGAAUUCGGUUUCGGCUCCCUCAUUGCUCGCAAGGACCUGCGCAAAGAAUUUGUCAGCGAAGUCAAGGAGGCCGCCAAAAGCAACCAGUUCAUCACUGAUGGGCCCAAAAACUGGCUCGCCAAGUGGGCUGUCGCCUCGGAUGACCUGUCCAAAUCCACCGAGAUUGCUGACGAUGUCAUCUCUCGCCUCCAAACAGACGGCUCGCCUCUUUCCCAGAAGCUACUCAAGAAGCAGGGCCUCUUCCGCAAAGAAUCACUGUGGCUCGUGGGCUCCGACGCCUGGUCCUAUGAUCUGGGCAAUUCUGGUGUGCACCAUGUUCUCGCUUCUGGUGAGAACGUCAACAUGCUCAUCAUUGACUCUACGCCCUACUCCGAAAAGUCUAACGCCGACGCCAACCGCAGAAAGAAGGAUAUCGGUCUUUACGCUAUGAACUUUGGCAACGUCUACGUCGCCUCCACUGCUGUCUACAGCUCUUAUACCCAGGUCCUCCAGGCCAUGCUCGAGGCUGACAAAUUUGACGGUCCCUCUGUUGUUCUGGCUUACCUCCCUUACUUUGGCGAGUCCGACUCCCCGCUCACCGUCUUGCAAGAGACCAAGAAGGCUGUCGAUGUGGGAUACUGGCCCCUGUACCGAUGGAAUCCCGAGAACGAAAAGAAGGGAGAGCCCAACUUCUCGCUCGACUCGGAGCUCAUCAAGAAGGAGCUCAAGACUUUCCUUGCUCGCGACAACCAGCUCACUCAGCUCAUGAACAAGGAGCCCCAAUUUGCUGCUAGUCUGGCCCAUGACUUUGGUACCGAGGUGCGCGCUCAGCAGAAGCGCAAGGCCAAGGAUGCUUACAACCAACUCCUCGAGGGUCUUCUGGGAGCACCCCUUACCAUUCUCUACGCCUCCGACAACGGCAACGCGACAUCUCUAGCCAAGAGACUUGGGAACAGAGGCCGUGCUCGUGGCCUCAAGACGACUGUUCUGGCCAUGGAGGACUACCCUGUCGAGGAUCUUCCUACGGAGGAGAACAUUGUCUUCCUCACCUCUACUGCUGGCCAGGGAGAGUUUCCUCAGAACGGUCUCCCCUUCUGGGAAGCCGUCAAGGACAACACUGAUCUGGAUCUGGCCACUGUCAACUACUCCAUCUUUGGUCUCGGUGAUAGCCACUACUGGCCCCGCAAGGAGGACAAGAUCUACUACAACAAACCUGCGAAGGAUCUUGACCGCGUUCUGACUAAUCUCGGCGGUAAGCGUCUGGCUGAUACUGGCCUUGGUGAUGACCAGGACCCUGAUGCCUACCAGACGGGUUAUGCCGAGUGGGAGCCCAAGAUCUGGCAGGCUUUGGGCGUGGACAACGUCGAUGGCCUUCCCGAUGAGCCCCCGCCCAUUACCAACGAGGACAUCAAGCUGGCUUCCAACUUCCUUCGUGGUACCAUUCUCGAGGGUCUCGCAGAUACUACCACCGGCGCCAUCUCUGCUGCCGAUCAGCAGCUCACCAAGUUCCACGGUACCUACAUGCAGGAUGACCGUGAUGUCCGCGACGAGAGAAAAGCUCAAGGUCUCGAGCCUGCCUACUCCUUCAUGAUUCGAUGCCGUUUGCCUGGUGGUGUUUCGACUCCCAAGCAGUGGGUUCAGAUGGAUGACAUUGCCAACCAACUUGGCAACGAGACGAUGAAGCUCACCACGCGUCAGACCUUUCAGUUCCACGGCAUCGUCAAAGGCAAGCUCAAGCCUGCCAUGCAGGCCAUCAACCGUGCUUUGAUGACCACCAUUGCUGCCUGUGGUGAUGUCAACCGCAACGUCAUGUGCAGCUCCCUGCCCACGCAGUCCAAGUACCAUCGCCAGGUCUUUGCCAGCUCCCAGAAGAUCAGCGACCAUCUGCUGCCAUCGACCAAUGCCUACCACGAGAUUUGGAUCAAGGACGAGGACGACAAGAAGACGCAGGUCGCUGGUGAGGCCAUCCAAGACUUCGAGCCCCUGUACGGACCUACCUACCUCCCCAGAAAGUUCAAGAUUACCAUUGCCAUUCCUCCUCACAACGACACGGACGUCUACGCGCAUGAUAUCGGCCUGAUUGCUAUCAAGGGCAAGGAUGGUAACCUCGCAGGUUUCAACGUGCUUGCCGGUGGAGGCAUGGGUGCCACACAUAACAACAAGAAGACGUACCCCCAGACUGGCAGAAUGUUUGGCUACUGCAAGGUCGAGGAUGUUCACAUCGCGUGCGAGAAGAUUAUGCUCGUACAGCGUGACCACGGUGACCGCAAGAACCGCAAGCACGCUCGUCUCAAGUACACAAUUGACGACAUGGGCGUCGAUGUGUUCCGCGGCAAGGUCGAGGAGCUCUGGGGCCAGAAAUUCGAGGCUGAGCAACCCUUCGAGUUCAAAUCCAACGUCGACACAUUCGGCUGGGUCAAGGACGAGACGGGCUUGAACCACUUUACUUUCUUCAUUGAAAACGGCCGCAUCGAGGACACGCCCGAGUUCCAGAUGAAGACGGGUCUGCGCGAGAUUGCCAAGGUGCACAAGGGCGAGUUCCGCCUCACCGGCAACCAGCACCUGAUCCUCAGCAACGUCCACGACGAUGACCUCGCGUCCCUCCAGGCCCUCAUGAAGUCGUACAAGCUCGACAACGUGCAAUUCUCCGGCCUGCGUCUCAGCUCCUCCGCCUGCGUCGCUUUCCCCACCUGCGGCCUCGCCAUGGCCGAGUCGGAGCGCUACCUGCCCGUGCUCAUCACCAAGCUCGAGGGCUGCCUCGAGGAGGCCGGCCUCCGCCAAGACUCGAUUGUCAUGCGCAUGACGGGCUGCCCCAACGGCUGCGCCCGCCCCUGGCUCGCCGAGGUCGCCUUUGUCGGCAAGGCCUUUGGCGCCUACAACAUGUACCUCGGCGGCGGCUACCACGGCCAGCGCCUCAACAAGCUCUACCGCGCCAGCAUCAAGGAGGACGAGAUCCUGGCCAUUAUGAAGCCCUUGCUGAAGCGCUACGCGGCGGAGCGCGAAGACGGCGAGCGUUUCGGCGACUUUUGCAUUCGUGUCGGCAUCAUCAAGGCCACGACGGACGGGCAAAACUUCCACGACGGCGUUGCGGAGGAGGAUGAGGAUGAGGAGUAG
Messenger RNA from Cordyceps militaris CM01, 4608 nucleotides. Its product is annotated as sulfite reductase beta subunit. Gene Ontology annotation, biological process: amino acid biosynthetic process; sulfate assimilation. The transcript has 3 exons. The record is from RefSeq and is a predicted model, not a curated record. Bases 1 to 4608 code for a protein of 1535 amino acids. Gene Ontology annotation, cellular component: sulfite reductase complex (NADPH). Gene Ontology annotation, molecular function: NADP binding; 4 iron, 4 sulfur cluster binding; sulfite reductase (ferredoxin) activity. Lineage: Eukaryota; Fungi; Ascomycota; Sordariomycetes; Hypocreales; Cordycipitaceae.